AUGGGUGUCAUUAAGAAGAAAAGAUCGCACCAUGGCAAGGCUUCGCGCCAGCAAUACUACACCGGGGUACAGGUCGGGGGAGUGGGUAACAUGGGCGCGAUAAACAAUAAUAUCCCGUCGUUGACGAGUUUCGCGGAGGAAAACAACUAUCAGUACGGAUACGGCGGCUCCAGUGCGGGCAUGAAUGGCAGGUCGCUUACUUACGCGCAACAACAGCUUAACAAACAAAGACAGGACUUCGAACGUGUACGACUUAGACCAGAACAGCUCAGCAAUAUCAUACAUGACGAGAGCGACACGAUAUCGUUCCGAUCAAACCUUCUGAAGAACUUCAUAAGCUCGAACGAUGCAUUCAACAUGCUGAGCUUGACGACGGUACCGUGCGACAGAAUUGAGAAGUCCAGAGUGUUUAGUGAAAAAACAAUGAAAUAUCUCAUUCAAAAACAGCACGAUAUCAAAACACAAGCCACAGAGCAGGAAGAAAAGCCUCUGGCGCCACUUAAGUACACAGAACUUAUAGUAGCCGCGGAGGGCGGAAGCCGUAGCACAAAGGAUUUGAUAGACGCUGUCUUCGAGCAAGGCAAUCAUUUGAGGUGCCAGCCAGACGGCGUUGUCGUACAUCGUGACGACUCUGCGCUAGUGAGUAAACUCCGCGGCGAUCUCCGGGAAGCGCCCGCGGACUACUGGACACAUGCCUACAGGGAUGUCUUGGCACAAUACCACGAGGCUAAGGAGCGUAUCAGGCAGAAGGAUGUCACUACAAGCGGAGCGCAAGACGGGGUAAGCUUGCAGCAGCAGCAGCAACAACAGCAGCAACAACAACAACAACAACAAGCAGUGGCUACAGUUGCCCCGCAAAGUCCUCACGCAGCUGCUACGGAAAAGGAACCGGUACCCGCUGUGGUAGACGACCCACUGGAGAAUAUGUUCGGAGAUUAUUCCAAUGAGCCGUUCAAUACGAAUUUCGACGACGAGUUUGGAGAUCUUGAUGCUGUGUUUUUUUGA
Molecule: messenger RNA, 1005 nt
Organism: Saccharomyces paradoxus
Lineage: Eukaryota; Fungi; Ascomycota; Saccharomycetes; Saccharomycetales; Saccharomycetaceae
Gene: SNF6
Product: Snf6p
Exons: 1
Coding region: 1-1005 (334 amino acids)
Source: RefSeq, a predicted model, not a curated record